Messenger RNA from Mycotypha africana, 666 nucleotides. RefSeq names its product mitochondrial glycoprotein. Gene Ontology annotation, biological process: cytosolic ribosome assembly. The record is from RefSeq and is a predicted model, not a curated record. The transcript is spliced from 4 exons. Gene Ontology annotation, cellular component: mitochondrial matrix. The coding region runs from base 1 to 666 and encodes 221 amino acids. Lineage: Eukaryota; Fungi; Mucoromycota; Mucoromycetes; Mucorales; Mycotyphaceae.
AUGUCUUUUUUCCCAACAGUGGAUCCCGAUCUUGCUCAUUUAUUACAGGAAGAGUUGAAUUUUGCAAAAGCAGAGAAAGAAGAGACACCCGCAUUUAUACAAGAAUUUUUAGACACGCAUCUAUUUCAGAUUGAAGAUACAGAAGGUGACGAUAAAGUUACUUUACGACGUCAAUUUGGAAAUGAAAAAAUAAGCGUCCUAUUUUCAAUUUCUGAUAUCAAUCAUCCAGUGGAAGAGGAAGAAGAGGUUGAAGCAGACAUGGAUAUACCAGAGCAUAGUCAUCCUCCACGUUCUCAAGAGAAUGCCUCCUUUCCUGUGCGAGCCACGGUGAUGAUCGAGAAGGAACAUAAAGGCAGUCUCGUUUUGACGACAGUAGCGCAAGAUGGAUACAUUGAGAUAGACUCAGUACGUUACUUUAAGGAAGGUGAUUUGAAGAAAGAGGAUCUGAUAAAGGCAGAGAUGGAUGCGCCCUGGAAACAGGAUCGCUAUGCAGGACCCGUGUUUGAAGAGCUGGAAGAUGAACUUCAAGCUACGUUCAGCCGAUAUUUAGAAGAGCGUGGUAUUGAUACAGCGCUGGCGACGUUCUUGCCUGACUAUAUUGACUAUAAAGAACAAAAAGAAUAUGUUUCUUGGUUAAAUAACGUAAAUGACUUUGUGUCUUCUUAG